Molecule: messenger RNA, 654 nt
Organism: Acanthosepion pharaonis
Lineage: Eukaryota; Metazoa; Mollusca; Cephalopoda; Sepiida; Sepiidae
Source: the annotation of a GenBank genome assembly
AUGCUCUUAUUUCUUUCGAAAUGUUAUUCACUUAUUCUUUCGGGUAUUUCUUCAUAUAGAUUUUACAAGUAUUAUUCACACUAUUUUCAUUUCUUUGAUUUUUCUUCUGCUACUCCCAUCCUUACUUCUCCAUCCCCACUUUUCUUUCUACAUUCCUUCUUCCAGGUAAUUAUCCCUUGUUUCUUUCUUGUCUUUCGUUUGUCUUCUUUGCUUUAUUUAAUUCUAGAUGUUAAAUGUUUCUUUCUUUUCCUCUCCUUUUUUUUUUCUUUAUUUAUAAUUGCUCGUCACACAAUCAUCCUUUCUUUCUUGCAUUCUAUCUUUCUAGCUGCACAUCGUCCUGUCACCCUUUGUAGCUCUUUCUUUCUUUUUAACGAUAUCUUUCUGUCUUUUUUCCUUCUUAUAAACAAACUUGCCUUUCUUCUCACCUUAUUUUCUUUUUUAUUCCCAACCUUUUUUUGUCUUCCUUUCAUCUUUAUGUCCAUCAAAUUUUUCCAUUAUAUUUCUUUUCAUUCAAAUCCUCAUUUCUUUCUUUCUUCGUUAUUCUUUCUUGAUGCUUUCCCUCCUCAUCCCUUGUUUCAGUUUCUCGUCUGUCUGUCAUCAUUCUUUAUUUUUCUCUCUUUCGUUUCUCCUCCAGUUUGUAACGGAAGGAUGUGA